AUGGCUCAGUCACGGUACUUGUUUGCGAUAUCAUGCUUUCAUAUGGAUCUUCUUACUGAAGCUGAAGCAGCAUUAUGUCCUAUCAACGACCCUAGUGCAGAGGUUCCAAAUGGUGCAGCUGGUCAUUAUCUAUUAGGGCUCAUUUACAGGUUGCUGAACUGUCUUCAUAUCAAUGUUGACUGCCCCUCCGCCCCAAUAUAUAUGCCUGACAGAAGGAAAAGUGCCAUACAACAUUUCAAGCAGGCACUGUCAAUGGAUCCUCUAAUGUGGGUUGCAUAUGAGGAGUUGUGUAUAUUAGGUGCUGCUGAAGAAGCAAGUAUAGUUUUUGGUGAAGCAGCUGCUUUUUGCAUACAAAAGGAAUACCCGGAUUGUUCAACCUCUCCAAACUCUUAUAUGUCACCUGAAGAUAGCAAUGAAGUUGCUCCCAGAUCUUGUAUUCCGGAAGAAGGGAAUCCAAGGCAACUCAAACAAAUGCAAGGUCUCAAGGAUAUUGCUGCAUAUCAUCAUGGAGCAUCUAUAUUAGGAGGAGCUACUUGUCAAUCUAUUAAUAGUGGUUCAUCUAACAUGUCAUUUUAUAGCACCCCAUCUCCAAUGGUUGCACAGUUGUCAGGGGUUGCUCCACCCCCAUUGUGUAGGAAUGUCAUGCCAAAUUGUCAAAAUCUUACUACACUUAGUGUUGACAGUUCUCCUAAGUCAAUAGUCAAUUCUCCUAUUCAAGCCCCUCGAAGAAAGUUUGUGGGUGAAGGAAAGUUACGAAAGGUUGGUUCUAUACUUCAACCUAUAGUUGCAUCAUUGAUUUCAGGUAGAUUAUUUUCUGAUUCUGGUCCUCGACGUAGUUCAAGGCUCUCUAGUAGUGAAAGUGUAAACGCAAAUGCUAAUUCAGCUGUUGUAUCUGGAAAUGGAAAUAAUAAUUCUUAUAAGGGAGGUUCAAAGCUAAACCAUGUGGCAUUUCGUGCCAUGGCAAUUCGUAAAGGGCAGUCAUGGGCCAACGAAAACAUUGAUGAAGGGAUUCGUAGUGAUGUUCCAGAUUAUUCCUUAAAUAAUACAUCUACAAAUUCUUGUUCAUCUCCUGAUGUUGAAGCCAAAACAUAUGAGCAAGAAGCAGCAACUUUUCAUAUUGGCAGGCAAGUAACAAGUGAUUCUAAGAUCAUCACUGGCGCUUCAGAAAUAUUAACCCUUCUAAGAGUUCUUGGUGAAGGCUAUAGACUUUCCUGUUUAUAUAGGAGCCAGGAUGCGCUGGAUACCUAUCUGAAACUUCCACAGAAGCAUUACAACACUGGUUGGGUUCUUUCUCAGGAUGCGCUGGAUACCUAUCUGAAACUUCCACAGAAGCAUUACAACACUGGUUGGGUUCUUUCUCAGGUUGGAAAAGCAUACUUUGAGCUAGUUGAUUACUUAGAAGCUGAUUGUGCCUUUAGUCUUGCUCGUCAGAUUACACCCUAUAGUUUGGAAGGAAUGGAUAUACACUCAACAGUCCUUUAUCACUUUACAAGGAGAUAUGAAGCUACGGUUACCUGGCUAGGCAAUGAUUUCAACUGCUCGCUUAGCUCCUCAAUCUUGGUAGUGUUACAUUGA
Messenger RNA from Vigna umbellata (rice bean), 1575 nucleotides. The record is from RefSeq and is a predicted model, not a curated record. Lineage: Eukaryota; Viridiplantae; Streptophyta; Magnoliopsida; Fabales; Fabaceae.